GGCUCGUACGUUGAAAAUAGUCCAUUACAAACUAUCCAAUAACGGCGGAUAGAUUGCUCGCCUCCUCUUUUGGCCUCCAAGGAGGAGGAGGAACAGGAGGACAAAAUCUAUCUGGAACCUGUCCCUUGUUUACCCUAGCCUAGCAUUAUUAAUACAUUUUAAAUUUGACAAGACAAGAUGCCUGUGUCGCGAGGCGCCAAGGCUUCUUCCUCGAAGGCGGACCCCUUCGACUCUGACUCCGACGAUGAUCUCGUACCGAAGAAGGGGGGCAAAUACUCGGUCCCCGCCGGUGGCAAGAAGCAGUACAAGGACGGGUUCCGCGACACGGGCGGGCUGGAGAACCAGUCGGUGGAGGAGCUGGAGAACUACGCAGCGUACAAGGCCGAGGAGACGACGGACACGCUCAACGGCUGCCUCCGCAUCGCCGAGAACAUCAAGCAGGAUGCCACCAACACGAUGAUCACGCUGAACAAGCAGGGCGACCAGAUCGGCAGGACGCACGAGAAGGCCGUCGAGCUCGAUCAGGACCUCGCCAAGGGCGAGUCGCUUCUCGGGAGCCUUGGAGGGUUCUUCUCCAAGCCAUGGAAGCCAAAGAAAACGAGGCAGAUCAAGGGACCAGCCCAGGUGUCGCGAGACGAUUCCUUCAAAAAGAAGGCGAACCGAAUGGAACAGAGGGAUAAGCUAGGUCUGAGCCCUAGAGGGAAGGGGAAUACCCGCAAUUACGCCGAACCCACAAGCGCCAUGGACAAAGUUCAGGUGGAGAAACAAAAGCAGGACGAUGCCCUCGACGAUCUCAGCGGCGUGCUGGGGCAGCUCAAGGGCAUGGCCGUUGACAUGGGCUCGGAGCUUGAUAGGCAAAACGAAGCACUGGAUAAUCUGAACGACGACGUGGAGGAACUCAACUCCAGGGUAAAGGGAGCCAACAACCGCGCGCGUAAGAUCAUCGCCAAAUAGGAGUCCAACUGCGUUGAUCGAUCCGCCAUUAUUUGAAGAAAAUCAGAGAUUACUGUGGAAUCGGCCUUGACCGGCACAGCUUUUGGUUGUCAGAUAACCCAGUUUUCUUUUGCUCGUACGUUGAGACAUGUCUCGCUCUACUCAAAGUCUGAUAUCUGUUGGCUUAAGAUUAACUGUUCCUCUCUGCGAUGAAAGUUGUACGAUGCCUGGAUGGAUAGAUACUGUAUAUGUCAAGGGGAGGAAAUUACAUGCUUGUUACUAUAUAUCCGAAAAAAUGGAUACAUGCUGACAUUCUAAACAA
Molecule: messenger RNA, 1255 nt
Organism: Lolium perenne
Lineage: Eukaryota; Viridiplantae; Streptophyta; Magnoliopsida; Poales; Poaceae
Product: SNAP25 homologous protein SNAP33
Cellular component (GO): SNARE complex; plasma membrane
Molecular function (GO): SNAP receptor activity
Source: RefSeq, a predicted model, not a curated record